CACCACCAGACUCCAUUGACAAAAACUGUAAUUUUACAGAGCAGAACACAGGAGCUGCUGGAAUACCACUGCCUCCACCUGUUAGUGUCUAUUGGACGGACUGUGACGUGGACAAAUGCCCAGUUAGAUUGAUAGACAUUACAGCAGCUGUUCAUGGAACCAACUCAAAAGAUUUUUGUCCCUAUCGAUUAUUUACACCCAGAAACAUGGGAAAAUAAGGCCUAGGUUCAACAAUACAGGAGUUAUUCUUUAACCCUCAAACAGCCCAGAAUGUCCAAAAACUGGUCCUCUCAAAGAUAGAAGUACACACUCACACACACACACACACAUAUUCAUUCAUAGGUUUCCAAGCAUGCGAACACACAGUUGAUACACACACAAACAUUGGUACAAAAACUAAUUGACUUCAAGAAGUUGUACACACAGUGCACAAGUCUGUAUCUUUACACACUUAAACAAAGUCCAGAACACACUCAUUCAUGAUUUCUUGUGCACACACACCCACACACCAUUAUCAGUAGAGUGUGUGUGUGUGUGUGUGUGUGUGUGUGUGUGUCAGCCACUAAUUGGACUGAAUUUCACUGAGCAACAAAAGAUCAGGCUCGAAAAUUCCAGCUCUGGUUUGUACAGGCUUUGCUUUGUUGUCCCUUCGCCUCUGUUUGUUCUCUUCUAAUGCUGUGUUAACAGUUAUCUCUCUCCCUCUUUCUCACCCUCUCCCUCCCUCUCUCACCCCCUCUGUCUCUCUAUGUCUUUCUUUCAAUCUCUCUCACUUUUUUUUUUCCCCCGUGCAGCCCAUGAAAGGCUUUUUGCCCCAAACGAAGCUCAGUUACCCCAACUGCUCCGAGGCAGGCGAAUCCCCCUCAGAGGCCAGAACUUGCGAGGUGCUUUCCCCCCUCAAAAAUCUCUCCCUCCCUCUCUCUCUCUCUGACACACACUCACACACACUGUAGGAGCCUGUCGGACGUCCACAAUGAACCCCAGACCUUCAGCGGAGUGGACCGGUGUAACUGUCUCCAUCUUUGGGAACCUUGCCGUGUCUCUCGGUGCUGAGCCUGGACCUGAACUUUCAGUUGAAUCUUUCUGCUGAUCCUGGCGGCAUAAAGGGAGAGGAUGAUGAUUGAGCUGCAGAGCACCGAGGAUGCUGGUGGUGGCGGCCACGUGGACAUACUGAGCACCGAGGAGCUGGAGUGUAAGAUCUGCUACUGUGCCUACAACUUCGGGGGUCGCAGGCCAAAGGUUCUGGAGUGCUGCCACCGAAUGUGCUCCAAAUGCCUCGCUAAGAUUCUGGAUCUGGGUGAGUCGCCUCCCAAUGCCGUGGUGUGCCCCUUCUGCCGCUACAUCACCCGACUCCCAGGGGAGGCGGUGAGCAGUCUGCCGGACGACUGCAACCUGGUGGCGGCACUGGCCCUCCAGAGCAGGAAUCAGAGGAACCUCCACCUCCACCAGGAGGCGACCACGGAGCUGCUCCUCAGCCCCAGGCGCCUGAGCUCUCUGAUGGGUAGCAGCACACCUGUGAUGUCCCCUUCCUCUUCCUCCUCCGCUUCCUCACCCAUGACCUACUCCUCCAUUCGGGGCUCCCCUAACUUUGUGGUCAUCACCAUCAUGGAGCCUCCACUGGCGCCUGCCUCGAACCAGGACCUCCACCUCCCACCACGAGGAUCUCACGCACUGAACCGGGGCUACCGCUCGUCCAGCCUGGACUCCAUGGCGUCCAUCACGCAGAGGUGGACGGUGUGGAACUGCGCCGCCCUCCUGUGCCAGACUUCGGCCCGGGCGCUGGUGUGGGUGCUGGGGCUGCUGUACUUCAGCUCCCUGCCCAUGGGGGUCUACCUGCUCAUCAUGCAGAGGACAACGCUCGGUGUGCUGCUGGUGAGCCUGGUUCCCGCCAGCCUCGUCAUGAUCAUGGUCUAUGGAUUCUGCCAGUGUAUCUGCCAUGAGUUGUGGGACUGCAUGCCACCAUAAUGGGGGCAGAUGAAUGGGCAAUGGUUUGCUUUGAAUAUGCCUGACAAUAGAUGUCCAGAAUUCACUAAUGGGGAUGUUACUGUGUAACUGACCAUGUGAACAUUAACUUCAGUGGCAGAUAAAUUAUCCUUUUCUCUAUCGAGGAGGAGAGAACAUUAUGUACAUUACAAAUGGAGCUUUUCAUUAUUAUACACGUUCAUUUGUGGGGUUUUUUUUAGCUUGGUAGCCGACUAAUUACCCAUUAGAGCUCAAAGUGACAGAUUUAGCUAAAAUUUUCAUGCCACUUCUGGAGGAAUCUGCUUAAUACUGUUGUAGUGAGAAACCUGAAGGAAUAAUUUGUUACCUAACAGUGGUUCACAACCUUUUCAGAUUGUGUCGCAGCCAUAAAUGCAUCAAAUGUGAACUUUAACCACACCAGAGUCCUGAGAGUUCUUGAACUCAGCAUCAGCAGCAGGGUGUUGUCACACAUGAAAAACUCUUUCUAUGCACCAGGAAGAGAGAUCAGCCUGUUGUUCUCACCGUGAAAGACUCAAAUGUUACAGAUAUAAACAGGAGUUUGACCCUGAAAUAAAUAGGUGAAAAAUACCAGUGAAU
This is a messenger RNA of Lates calcarifer (barramundi perch), 2556 nucleotides long. RefSeq names its product ring finger protein 182 (gene rnf182). The transcript has a single exon. Bases 1111 to 1962 code for a protein of 283 amino acids. The record is from RefSeq and is a predicted model, not a curated record. NCBI's taxonomy places the organism in Eukaryota, Metazoa, Chordata, Actinopteri, Centropomidae.